AUGGGUGCAAUAGUUCCCUCGGAAGGGCAAGCCACCAUAUUCAUCUCCGGCGGAAUCUAUUCAUUCCGCAUCCAAUCGUUGUACCAGAGCAUGUGGAGAACGGCCCCCAUCCUAGUACCUGCACUAUCAAUAAUACGCAUAUCACAUCUAUGCAAUAUGGCCGACCGUCGACCGUCGGGAACAUCUAGUACAUCUGCUCACGACCGAAGUUUAUCCGAAGCGAGCGUCAAAGAUAUGACCUAUACGGCAUCAAAAAAUCAGCAUCACCCGACUGAGCAUCGCUCCAAAAUCAUGUUAUAUGCUGCUAAGAGGUGUGGGCCGUGUGGCUCAAUCUCGCUUCGAGUCACCUAUGUGGCUCGUCCUCGUGUCGUUGUUAUUUUUGUUGUCCGGAUGAGCUUAGUAAACGCGCGUCCCGAGGAUCCCUACUUCGAGCAAUCCGUGAAUUGGCUGCACGGUGGGGGCGACAAUCAGAACCUGACCAAUAGGCCACGUCGACGCAAGGCCAAAAACGACCCGGCUAACUCGAAUAUCAGGGUUCAUCCCCGGAUGGGGAAUGCAUCGACAAACAUGUACACGCAGCUAUGCGAUGUAAAUGUGUUGAAUACCGCUAGCACGGUAUAA
This is a messenger RNA of Suillus discolor, 621 nucleotides long. RefSeq lists its product as uncharacterized. NCBI's taxonomy places the organism in Eukaryota, Fungi, Basidiomycota, Agaricomycetes, Boletales, Suillaceae. The record is from RefSeq and is a predicted model, not a curated record. The coding region runs from base 1 to 621 and encodes 206 amino acids. The transcript is spliced from 3 exons.